Messenger RNA from Xenopus laevis (African clawed frog), 1173 nucleotides. RefSeq lists its product as uncharacterized. The record is from RefSeq and is marked predicted. Lineage: Eukaryota; Metazoa; Chordata; Amphibia; Anura; Pipidae.
GACUGAAGCCCGGGAAACCUCAUGGCGUGUUAGGCCGCGGUAUGGAGGAGGUGGAGAAGAGAGAAGCCAUUAUAUCUGAGCUGAGGGCGAUAGAGAGCAGCGCUGCCAACCUGGUGAAGUCACUUAGAGUAUUGGUGGAUUUAACAGACCCUGAGAAAGGAGAGCUGUGCCAGGCCCAAGAUAAGGUAUCUGAAUCUCUCUCGGUGUGGAAAAACUUGUUUGCUGCAUCCGCUCCACCAUCUCAACCCAGUUCUUAAAUGAUGUCAGUUUCCGAAAGUGGGGACAUGCCCCCUGACAUCUUAAGCAGCAUUGUCGAUGAAACUCGCCCAGAACCCGGCAAUGAAACACUCAGCGACUCAGAUCCUGAACUACCAGACGAAGCUGUGGUAGCCUCCAUUAGUUGUGGAGAAGAUGAAGAUGAGGAGGAAGAUGAGGAUAUUCAGCAGGAUAUAGAAAGAAAGCAGACGGUUACACCAUUCACCUUGAAAGGCACCGAUUCCAAUUUCUUUCAGCGCAGCCAAGGCAUCUUUGGAGGGCUGCUUUGUACAGAAAAAGCAAAGCCCUAUAAUCCGAUCAUUACAUCAAACGAAACCUUAAAAUUAUCUGAUUCACCUGAGCAAGAUAGUCUUGUGAGUACAGCAGAGCCUCCAUCUUUUAGUGCAAGCAAAACAGGUGCUAGCUCAUGUUCAGAAAACUCACGGAAGAGGCCCAUACAACGUCUUCCUGACUAUCUGAAACACCCAGAGCGCUGGACAAAAUACAGCCUAGAGGAUGUUCCAGACACCACAGACCAUACCAACCGCAACACCGCUUUGAAUUUCUUGGCAGAUUUGCAGCAACAAAGAGAAGGUAAGGAGUUGCCUGGUAGUGCCAGUUCUCAUUCUUACAACCAAGACUCUUCUAGUCCUGGGGAAAGCAAGAUUCUCUUCACUAGAACCCAAAAAGUUGUCCGGGGGAGCAGUGCGAAGAUUGAACGACCCCAUUGCCAAGUACAGGGUUCUGAGGCAUGGAAUGACGAAGAGCAAGAAGAGAGCGAAGGGCUGGGCGAGUGUAAAGAGACUACAGCAGCUGGGUUUCACGGAGUCAAAAAGCGCAGCCGAAAAAAUAUCAGAAGCAAGGCUGAUCCCAGUGGUGAAGAGGAUGCUUCAUGAACUGAUAUUAAAUUCCAUCUUG